GCCCCGCCCGGCCCGGCCCGGGCGCAGGCGCUGUGCGGGGGGAACGGCGCCGGACGCGGCGGCGGCGCGGAGAUACUAUGGAGAAUAAUGAAAGCAGUACUAAGGAUGCAAAGAGCACCUCAGAUGAAGGUGACAGCAGAGACAUAGUUCAGCAGAAAACUGAGGAAGAAAGCCUCUUCCAUGAGGAAACCAUUGAUCUUGGUGGAGAUGAAUUUGAGUCUGAAGGGAAUGAAAUUGUAUCAGAAGAUUCAAAUAAUUUUGUAGAUAAACUUAAUGAGCAAAUGAUGGAGAGUGUCAUUAUUUCAGAUUCUCCAAACAAUAGUGAAGAUGACACAGGUGAACUUGGUUGUCUUCAGGAGAUUGUAGACCAAAUGGAAGCUAAAGGUAAUCAAAAAACACAAACAGAAGUGGAUAAAGAAGAGUUUUUAAGUAAUGAGAGUGAAACUGAACAUGAAGAAACUCCUAAAGACAUUUCUGAGAUUGGAACAGAUGAUCAGGCAUCUUUAAAGGAAGAAUCAAUUCAGGAAGCAGUGAAGGAGGAACCAAAGUUGGGAAACAACAUUCCUGUUGAAACAAAACCAAAUGAUAUUGAUGAAAGCAUGCCUGGGGACCAAAUAUUGUCACCCAGUACUACCAAACCAUCUUCUGAGGCUGAGCCCAUUCCUGUGUGCACCAUCUUCAGCCAAGCAAACAAUGCUAGUUCACAGCCACAGUUGUUCCUGCCAGAUGGUUUUGAGCCUCAGAUGGUGAAAUCUCCCAGUUUUAGUAGUAUAAUAGAGACUCCAGUGAAGUCUAAUCCACAGGUGGUUCAACCAAGUCCUAGUCUAAGCAAAUUCUUUGGUGACACUGUUAACACUAAUACUUUGGCUUCUGAUUUUUUUGAUUCAUUUACCACAUCUAAUUUUAUUUCUGUUAGUAAUCCAAAUGCAAGCUCUUCAGUUCCAGAACAGAUGUCCUCUCUUUCUAAUGGUGGAGAUGGUUCUUCAUCCAACUCUACUUUCCCUGUGCAAAAUGGGAGACCUGAAGCAGGUGGUCCACCAUCAUCUCUAGAAAUAACUCAAUCCCCCAAGCCAUUCUCACAGAUCCAAGCUGUUUUUGCUGGGAGUGAUGACCCGUUUGCCACAGCUUUAAAUAUGAGUGAACUAGAUAGAAGAAAUGAUGCUUGGAUUCCUAGUGAGGAGACAAGAAAUGUUCUCAUUUCAGUUGCCACACAACAAUACAGCACUGUGUUCAUAGAUAAAGAGAAUCUCACCAUGCCUGGAUUAAAAUUCGAUAAUAUCCAGGGAGAUGCAGUAAAAGACCUAAUGCUUCGCUUCUUGGGGGAGCAGGCUGCAGUGAAGAGACAAGUUUUAAAUGCCAACUCUGUAGAGCAGUCAUUUGUAGGCUUGAAACAGCUAAUUAGUAGUAAAAACUGGAGAGCAGCAGUUGAUUUGUGUGGGCGGCUUCUAGCUGCACAUGGUCAAGGCUAUAAAAAAAGUGGACUACCUGCUAGCCAUACAACAGAUUCUUUACAGCUGUGGUUUGUGAGACUAGCACUGCUGGUAAAACUGAAUCUGUUCCAAAAUGCAGAAAUGGAAUUUGAACCAUUUGGAAAUUUAGACCAGCCUGAUCUUUAUUAUGAAUAUUACCCUAAUGUAUACCCUGGACGUAAAGGUUCUAUGGUUCCUUUCUCCAUGCGGAUUUUGCAUGCUGAACUUCCUCAGUACCUAGGAAAUCCUCAGGAAUCACUUGACAGACUCCACAGUAUGAAGAUAAUCUGCACCAAGAUACUAGAAAAUUUGGAACAAGGCUUAGCUGAAGAUGGAAGUAUGACUAACAUUACACAGGAGAACAGACAAGCCUCUGUUCAGCUGUGGAGGUCACGUCUGGGCCGGGUGAUGUACUCCAUGGCAAACUGUCUGCUAAUGAUGAAGGAUUAUGUGCUGGCUGUAGAUGCUUACCACUCUGUCAUCAAAUAUUACCCACAGCAAGAGCCUCAGUUGCUGAGUGGAAUUGGAAGGAUUUUCCUUCAGACCAUGUCCCUGAGAAGACAGGAGAGGAGAGCAACUUAAAAGAAAAAAACAGUAUACAGAAAAGUAUAAUAAAUGUCCAUGUUACUGUAUUUAAUGAUAAAUAAAAAUAUAUGUCUUUUUAUUUUUCAUAAAAAUGAUGCAUCUAAAUAGCUAUCUGAUUUUUUUAAUUUUUAUUAUCUCACAAGUUCUUUGCAGUUCUUUUGUAUUUCUGAUACUGAUAAUUCAAACUUUUCCUCUUUUAUCUACUUACUUUCAUUAUUAAUGAUAAAUCUAAUUUUGGAUUGUCAGGUAUUUACAAAUGAUCUUAUUUGUGACAUUCCUUAAUAAAAUUACAUUGAAAUUGAGUCAUUUGCUCUUAAUAGAUAAUUAUUAACAUUGCUUGUUUGAAAUCUUAGAAUGUCAUUCAAAUUCAAUCAUGGAUUUUCAGUUCUCAGCAGGAGCAUGGUUUCACAAUGUGUUAGACAUGUCUGUCUUUAAAAGUCUCUAGUUUAAAGUGGAUCUCCAUCACUAAGGAGUAAUUUUAUGGUAUUGGCAGCAUGCAUUAAUUAUUACCUAAACAGGGAACAUAAUAAUUAUGCAUAUUAAAGAAUGGCUCUGUAAAUAUGCUAAAUACUAAAGGAAAUACAAAUUAUUCAUAGUUCUGGUCUUACUGGGAAAAUAACUGGGUAUGUUACUUGCACUGCCUUUCUGACAAGAGUGUGUGCCCUGAUGUCACACCCAAGGUCUGUUUGUCGUUCCAUUUGCUAUGGAGAAAUUUUCACUUCCGUGAGGAAAGCAUCUCCUAACUUACAGAAUCAUUUGAAAUCACUGAUCUCCACAAUACAGGCUGUGACUAUGGGCCUCCUGUUCCAAGGGGUUUUGCUGUCAGAUCUGGACAUAGCAAAAGGGGUUAUGAGGAGUCCUUGAUAUUUUCAUGUGACCUAGAUAGAAGUUAAAAAUAAUAUUAUUUCUAAAUGCAAAUGUUUUCCUUUCUUCUAGCACCUUAAGGAGAUAUGGUUUUAUUGCUUGUCUUGUUGUCUUUUUCUGUGACAAAAUUUUCAGCUGUCUCGGGGUUACUAGUCCAACAGAUAGAAGUUUUUGAUACAUCAAGAGAAAUAGGCAGUUUCCACCUGGACAAAUCAAAAAUCAAAACUAAGCCAUUUGAAUUAAAGAAAGAUAAAUGUGUUGCAGUCUUGGUCGUCAUAAUUUUGAUAAGAUCACUCCAUGGUAAGUGUGCACUGUUGACAAGGCACUCUCUGUAAAAAAAAUAAAAUGUCUUGCAGGUAAAACAGAAAAGCAAUUUUCUCAUAUUCAAAUGUCACAACUUCUCAAAAACAAGUAGUAAUUCCCAAAUAACCUCAGACUGUGCUGCUAACUUUGAACAUUUACCAAGAGAGGCGUAAGGCAGCCAGAUUCCAGUUGCUUAUGGGUCACAGACACUGACAGUAAACAUCACACAUAUGAAGCAAAGCAAUAAAGUAAAAUAGAGUGUAAUUCAGGAGUUUAACAGAAAAAAGUUGCAACCUUUUUCAUCAUGUAAAACUUUGCUUUAUUUUUGAUUUAAUUUUUCUUAAUUACCUUAAUCUAAUUAGACUAAGGCCUCAUGUCCUCUUUAUCUUCACAUGUAAGUGGAACAUAAGGAGGUCUAGAUCUGAUGUAAGGCCUUUGGCUGUUGCCUUAAGAAAUGGGAAAUGAGAAUUAGAGAAGUGCAGAAUGCAGGAAAAGAGAGAGGCUAUCACAAAGAAAUUUUCAUAAGGACUUUCAGCAUAAUUCUUUCAGCAGUCAUCUGACCUGUAAAACAGAAAUUCACAUGAAACAGAGAAAGAGUGAAUACAUUUCAGUCUCUAGGAUUAUAUUGUGUAGCUCUCGCUGGCUGACCUACCCAAAAUUUCCAUUUGAAUAAGUAAGUUAAGAAAAAAUUUUAAAAGCUGCCUGACCUUACCCUCUGCAAUAAAGUGUUGCAAAACUGAGUCAAAAGCAAUAAAAAUUUUUUAGGACAAAAAUAAUCUUUGUUUCCAGACAAACAACAAAGUUAAGCACAUAGUAUAUUGAAGGCUCCUCAUUAGAGAGUAUGAUUAUUUGAGGUUAAUAGUAGAAUCUUAAUUUUUAUUUGAUGUGCUAAUUAUUAUUAGAUACUGGUUAUACUUUCUGAACUAAGUUAAAUAAGUGAUAAAAUGAUAAAUAAGUGAAUAAGUGAUAAAGACCAUUUAAAUUGGUUAAAUUACUUUAAUGACUAAUUAAAAUUAGUUACUUGUUUUAAAUGAUCUUUCCUACCAAAAAAAUUUAAAAAUAAACUGUUUUCCCUCUGUGGGAAAAAUGAGAUUUAAGGGUUCAGCAUGUUUGCUGAGAAGAUCUGCUAAGAAAUCAGAACUAUUCAUGAUCACAAAUAAUGUGUGAUUAGUAUCAAAGCAUACUAGAUUUGGACUCAUCAAGCGCCCAGGAGAGCAAACUGGUAGCUUGUUUUAGAAAUUGAUUGUUCUCAUGCUUAAGGGAUUCCCAGGCUAAAACUACUCAAGGACAGAUUCAUUUGCACUUCACCAGCAUUAUCCUCUAGUUAAGUGUAUUUAUUUUCUUGGUGAUUAUUUUUAGGGGAAUUUAUAGAGAGAAAGUGUAUCCUUUGUCAAUAUAACUGAAUGUAUGGUAUUUUAGAAUGAAUAAUACUUAUUUUGUUUUGAGUCCAGUUACAUAACAUCUGGGAGAAAUGCAUCUGUUUCUUUUCUAAAGACUAUUAAUGGGUAUUCCAGAAAUGCUUGGUAGAUGGACAGUUGCAUCUUUAACUGCAGUGUUCAAUUGGAUUAUCUAAACGUAAAGAAGAAUAAUUUCCUUAUGUUGACAAGGGAUGAGUCUUGUGAUUAGAGGUAAAGCAGAAUCUCUUACAUCAGUGGUGUUAGUAGGGCUUCAGCUUUGGCCACAGCUUUGGCUGCCACUGUGAUAUUCCCAUAAGCAAAUUGGGAAGAAAUGUAGAUGGAGCUUUCAGAUGGAUGGAUGUUUGCUGUCUCUGAAAAGUGCAGUUGGAAAGUCAUUUGCUGAUGACUAGAAGGACUUGCUAGAUGAUCUUUUCCACAACGAUCUCUUUAGGGUAGGUAGUGUUUGUAUUUUUUGGUUAGGUAGUACUGUAUGAUGAAAUGUGAAGCAUGCUUGUAAAAUGUACAGAUGAUGCCAAGCUGGGAGUGGUACAGAUACUAUGAAGGGCAGUAUCAGAAUGCAAAAUAAUCUUGACAAGUUGAGAAUCUGAAAUGUUAAAUUGGCUGUGAUUCAAACAGCAAAGGCAGAAUGCUACCAAGGACUGGGAGUAACACAAAUACAUAAUGAGAAGCAACAACAAGCCUAUUUCCUUUAGAAAGGAAAUAGGCUGAGAGUAAGAAAACUACAUAAGGGUAAACAAAUUGGACUUCCAGAUACUUGGCAUAAAAGCAAAAUUCAUAUUCACGUGUGAAGCAUGAAGUGAUUCCUGCUUCUCACUGCUGGUGAGAGAUCAGUUGGAUUGUGGAGACUUCUUAUGUGGGCUUUCAGGGAGGAUGUGAAGUAACAGGAGAGAGUUCAGAGAAUCCAGAAAGCAUGAUCUCAUAUUCUAUGAGAAAGGGGUAAACACUGCUUUGCCUAAAAAUUGAUUCUCAUUCUAGAUGGGAAAGAAAAAAUUUUCAAGUAUGCAAAAGACUGUAAAAAAAGAGUUUUACAUUCUUCCCUACCACUAUGGACAGGACAAAAAGCUGAGGUUAAAAGUGCAAUAAGUUAGAAAGUGUUUUCUAAUGCUAGGGCAAUUUAAGAAUUCUGGAUUAAGUUUCCUAGUAAGAUUCAGAUGUGUAAUAUCCACCAUCUGAGAGCUUUAUAAGGAGACUUCAACACUUUUGUCACAAACAUUUUUCACAGUGUUUUUAAAUAAAUGGGUGGUCUCUUGAGGGCCUCCUUGAAUGUCCCCACCUGAGGACUGCCUGGUUUCCAAAGCUUUAUGCUUCUGAACUAGUUUUACUCCUUUUGAGAGGUUUUGUUAGAUUUAUUUUACCCAGUCGUAAGUUUUCAUCUUCUUCCAUCUCUCCAGCCCAAAAAAUAUGCUGCUAACUUAUUUUCCAAAUAAGUGGCCUUCUUCAAGUAUUUUUUCAUCUCAAAGAUCAAUGUAUGUGACACACCUUUUUUUAGAAACCCCCUUCCCCAUUCCAGCACCCAUCAAAUCUGUAUUUCUUUAUGGCAGUUUUCAAAUGUCUCAUUCCUUCAUCCUUCUCCAGUCACUCUUUGGUGGUUUUUUAAUAUGCAAUUGGACCAUCUUCCCAAUAUCCUCAGUGGCCCAUUGUACUCAAGUUGUUUUCUGACAUGUGUUGUGAUGCACUGAAAUCAUCCUGUGGCCCCUGGCUGCGACCCAGAGGCUGUGGGUUAACCAGGUGUGGGUCCUGUGCUACAUGAGGUCACUGGUGUCUCUCAACCUGUGGACUAAUGCCAGUCUCACUGGAAGUAACUCUGACCUUUUCUCAUUUUCAGCUACUAUUUUGAACUGUGGAGUUAGUUACAACAAAGGGACUAAAUGAGGAUAUGGGGCCUCCUUGCCCUACAGUCCAUGAGUGCUCCACAGCCCCCAGCUGAGAAACUGCUUUGGGCAAACUUGGCAUGCUUUUGGGGUGCUUUUUAUGACCUUAACAUGGCUCUUCAAAUGCAUUGUUUGGUAAUAGGUGUUACCCAGUCACCUCGGUGUAAAGAGAUUGAUAACAGACUUUGAUACAUUAUACAUGUUUUUGUGUCCUUAUAAGGUAUAAUCAGGAUGUAGGUCUUCUUAUUAUGGUAACUUACUUAUGAUUUUUCUGUCUAGAUUGGAGACAUAAAAACUGCAGAAAAAUAUUUUCAAGAUGUUGAGAAAGUGACUCACAAAUUGGAUGGACUACAGAGCCAAAUUAUGGUUUUAAUGAACAG
Parus major (Great Tit) is the source of this 6890-nucleotide messenger RNA. RefSeq names its product trafficking protein particle complex 12 (gene TRAPPC12). Gene Ontology annotation, cellular component: TRAPP complex; Golgi apparatus. NCBI's taxonomy places the organism in Eukaryota, Metazoa, Chordata, Aves, Passeriformes, Paridae. The record is from RefSeq and is a predicted model, not a curated record. The transcript has 10 exons. Bases 78 to 2051 code for a protein of 657 amino acids. Gene Ontology annotation, molecular function: protein binding.